Molecule: messenger RNA, 1743 nt
Organism: Oppia nitens
Lineage: Eukaryota; Metazoa; Arthropoda; Arachnida; Sarcoptiformes; Oppiidae
Product: ubiquitin-conjugating enzyme E2 Q2-like
Exons: 5
Coding region: 417-1577 (386 amino acids)
Source: RefSeq, a predicted model, not a curated record
UUUCAGUGUUUUGUCGUUCAUUGCUAUGAAAAGCCAUUCAUUGAAUUGAUUUUGGCUUUCAUUGAAUAUAAGCAUUGAUUUACACUAUAAUUGCGUCUAUUAGUCGAUAAUAUAUUAACAAACAUAACAAACAUUUCAACUAUUGUUAACAUAAUUGAGGCAAUCAUUAGUUAACUAUUAGUUAGUAUUAGUUUAAUAUUAGUUAAUAUUAGUUAAUAAAAACAAUUGAAUUCAAUGUAUUGUUUAUGGCGUUCAAUGCAAUGAAUGCUAUGUAUUGAAUGUAUUGAAUGAUCGCAACAAUAGACGGAAGCAAUGAGUGACACACUGUCACCACUGAAUUGAUCCAAUUGUCUCACAGUUGUUGUGUUUUUAACUUAUUUGUUGUUACUGUUGUUGUGUCCCAAUCACCACAAGUCAUGGCAUGUCUUAAUUCACUUAAGGCUGAUAUCAAACGUCUGGAGAAGACAUUCCCCAAAACUCACGAUAGGUUUCAAGUGUUGACCGCAACGGUCGAUGAGAUCUCAUGUCGUUUUAUUUCAAACAAUGGAAAGAAGUAUGAAAUACACGCAAACAUUACGGAAACAUAUCCAUCUGUACCUCCCGUUUGGUUCUCCGAGUCUGACGAACCAAUCAUCACAAAUGUGGUCCAAUUGCUAAGCAAUACGGAGGGCGCAGACAAUCAUAUGUUAAGACAAGUGAAGAUAUUAGUUGAAGAGUUAUGUCGUGUUCAUACUAUGCCACUCAUUCAAGACAUUAACAAAUUGGACCAAAUUGUGUUAAACGAGACAUCAAAUGGUCCGUCAUUUAAUUGCGAUACCAUUACUGAUGAAAUAGAGUUUGAUCGCAAUUCAGUCGAAUUGGUGACCGAUGAAGACGAAGACACAGAUGAGGAUGAGAUGUUGGUAUAUGAAGACUUGCACAUAGAAAUGGAAGAAGAGAACCAAAACCAAGAGAAGAACAAAGACGAGGGUCUCUCCACAGAACACACACAAACACUCGAAAGGUUACGACAAACCCAAAGAGAUGGUUACCUCAAAGGUUCGGUUUCGGGUUCAGUUCAGGCAACCGACCGACUUAUGAAAGAACUCAAAGAAGUGUAUCGAUCGGAAAGCUUUAAGAGAGGAGUCUUUACUGUAGACUUAGUUAAUGACAGUCUUUAUGAAUGGAAUGUCAAACUUCUUAUAGUUGAUCCCGACUCACAACUGCACAAUGAUCUACAAGUCCUUAAAGAGAAAGAAGGAAAAGAUUUUAUUCUUCUUAAUGUUCUCUUUAAAGAGGCCUUUCCAUUUGAACCACCAUUUGUACGUGUAGUACAUCCAUCGAUUACAGGAGGAUAUGUAUUGGGUGGCGGAGCCAUUUGUAUGGAAUUACUUACUAAACAGGGAUGGAGCAGUGCUUAUACUAUUGAAGCCAUUAUAUUGCAAAUAUCAGCCACUCUUGUCAAAGGAAAGGCACGCAUUCAGUUUGGGGGCAAUAAAGGUCAGUAUAGCUUAGCCCGAGCCCAACAGUCCUUCAAAUCUUUGGUACAAAUUCAUGAAAAGAAUGGUUGGUUCACCCCUCCCAAAGAAGAUGGUUAACUUAUAUAUUACUCUUAAGAUAAUUAUUUUCUUGUAUUAUAGCAAUGUAUAUAAUAAUUACUUAUAAUAACAAAAAUGUAUUGAUUUAGGAGUAGCUAAAUGAUGUCCGAUCGCAUCAAUAUAUUUCCAAUUUAUUAAAAUACAAACUAAGACCAUAUGCUAUAUA